AUGACGAGCAUUGCGACACACACUGUUGCACCCCCAAAGGUGAAGGACGGGGAAGAGGAGUCCAUUUGGCACAUCUAUGAGGGCCGCACCUACCGCGUGCCCAUGUCGUUUGUGCGCCGUCACCCAAACGGGCAGAAGCUGCUGUUGCCGUACGCGAACCGCGACAUUACGCAGGCUUACAACGAAGCAGGUCACUCGAAGAAGGCGAUGCGCACGCUGCUGAAGUUUCUGGAUGAGUCUGUCUCCAUAGAGGAGCUGCAGCUGCUAUGCGAGAAGGCGUGCGAGAGGGACAGCCAAUACACUUGGAACUGGUGUGUGCGGGCCGGAAGUCUGCUGAGUGUGGUAACAGUGAUGAUGGCUGUGUACAUGCGCAGCAAACAGCGGUCUGCUUAG
Molecule: messenger RNA, 393 nt
Organism: Leishmania mexicana MHOM/GT/2001/U1103
Lineage: Eukaryota; Euglenozoa; Kinetoplastea; Trypanosomatida; Trypanosomatidae
Exons: 1
Coding region: 1-393 (130 amino acids)
Cellular component (GO): membrane; intracellular membrane-bounded organelle
Molecular function (GO): heme binding
Source: RefSeq, a predicted model, not a curated record